AUGUCCGAUGGAUACUACAGUUCGAAGAAGACCGAUGAUAUCUGCGAAGAUGUUUGUGGACAGGGAUCGAAAGCAGCUGCAACAAUCUCAAGGCUUAAAUGUGUUCUUAGAGGUUUCGACUUAAGAACAUACUUGUUCCUCUUUAUUCUGAUGCCAUUUGGUAUCUUUGCCAUUUAUCUACACGGCCAAAAGUUCACUUACUUCUUCAGACCGCUUUGGGAAUCGCCUCCAAAACCGUUUCACACCAUUCCUCAUUACUACAAUGAGAAUGUAACAAUGGAAUCUCUCUGCAGUCUUCACGGCUGGGGAAUCAGAGAAUCGCCUAGACGUGUUUUUGAUGCGGUUCUGUUUAGUAACGAGAAGGAUCUUUUAACUGUUCGUUGGAAAGAGCUUUAUCCUUAUGUGACACAGUUUGUGCUUCUUGAAUCCAACUCGACGUUCACUGGUUUGCCUAAACCGUUUGUUUUCAAGAGCAAUAAGGAAUGGUUUAAGUUUGUGGAGCCUCGGCUAACUUAUGGAACGGUUGGGGGACGGUUUAGGAAAGGCGAGAAUCCGUUUGUGGAAGAAGCUUAUCAACGUUUAGCGUUGGACCAAUUGCUUAGAAUAGCUGGGAUUGAAGAGGAUGAUUUGUUGAUUAUGUCGGAUGUUGAUGAGAUACCGAGUGCUCACACGAUCAAUCUUUUGAGAUGGUGUGAUGAUAUUCCUCCUGUUCUUCACCUUCAGCUUAAGAAUUACUUGUAUUCUUUCGAAUACUAUGUCAAUAGCAAGAGCUGGAGAGCAUCUAUACACCGGUACAGUCCAGGGAAAACUCGCUACGCUCAUUUCCGUCAGAGUAAUGUGAUGUUAGCAGAUUCAGGAUGGCACUGCAGCUUUUGUUUCCGUUAUAUCAGCGAGUUUAUAUUCAAGAUGAAAGCUUAUAGUCACUCGGACCGUGUCAGAUUCUCUCAUUACUUAAAUCCAAAGAGGAUUCAAGAUGUUAUUUGCAAAGGAUCAGAUCUGUUUGAUAUGUUACCUGAGGAAUACACAUUCAAGGAGAUGAUUGGCAAAAUGGGACCUAUACCUCGGACUUAUUCAGCGGUUCAUCUGCCUUCAUACCUGCUGGAUAACGCGGAGCAGUACAAAUACUUAUUGCCCGGUAAUUGCGUAAGAGAAAAAUAG
Molecule: messenger RNA, 1158 nt
Organism: Arabis nemorensis
Lineage: Eukaryota; Viridiplantae; Streptophyta; Magnoliopsida; Brassicales; Brassicaceae
Source: the annotation of a GenBank genome assembly